UCAUGCAGUUCUUUUAAGAAAUUCUCCCUUGAAGCAGAAAGUGGAAAUUACGUAAUUGAUCCAGAUGGCGAGGGAGGUUUGGCUCUAUUCACAGUGUACUGUAACAUGAUAGACAAGAAUGGAGUGGGCGUCACAGUCAUCAGUCACGACAGUGAAAGCAGAACAAAGGUGCGUGACGGCCUCGGUUGGGGGGGUCGUGGCAGCUACAGACGUGACAUUUAUUACACAGGAGCGAGUCUGUCUCAGUUGGCCAGUCUCACCAGUGUCUCCUCACACUGUGAGCAGUUUAUCAAGUAUGAGUGUUAUCACUCGAUGAUAUUAAGAAGCGGGUAUGCUUGGUGGGUGUCACGUGAUUCUUCUAAGAUGACGUACUGGGGUGGAGCAUUACCUGGCAGUGGAAAGUGCGCAUGCGGAAUGAACAACACAUGCGCAAAUCCCAGUUACGGCUGUAACUGUGAUAAGAAUGACCAAGUAUGGCGUGAAGACAGCGGUCUACUGACUGACAAGACAAAGCUACCAGUAAAACAGCUCGUGCAUGGUGAUGCAGGAAACAGCAACCAAGGGUACCAUACUCUUGGAAAACUGAAGUGCUAUGGCAUAGCAUAAAAGAUAACUUCAUUUAGUCAUGCAGUUUUUUACUACGGAUCCAAUUUGUUGUCGACAUCAUUUCGUUUUUUCAAUCCGUUAAGUUAGUAAUUGUGGCACUCGGAUCAGCAGCAAGUCUUAAACUGCGGUUUUGGCCAUCGGCUCUUGGUGUUUAACCGUAUUUUACAGAUGUUAGAUAAACGAACUCGCCUAUCUUAGUCUAAUGGGUUGGUGCUUCCGCACAUGGAUUAUAUGGACACCAUUUGGGGAGAUCAGCCUGGCUUGACAUUAGAAAUGCAACAAAUACAGACUUUCCAAAAUCGCUUUGCCAAGAGGAUCGCAGGUGGCAAAUUGUCCGCGGCGUCAGCCGAGGCCCUCACAUCGUUGAAAUGGUUUCCAUGGAAGGCGCUUUGGACGUCGAUGUCUUACAGUUAAGAAAGCAAUCAAGGGAGAUGUUCCAGAACACUGUGAUAUUUUUAGGACCCCUCUAACUCAGUUACAUAACUAUAAUAGUGGGAAUAGGUUUCUACCUAGACUUCCCAAGCCGCGCACGGAAUGGGGAAAACGGACUACGUAUUUUAGAGCUUUCAACGAUUGGGCUUCCGUGGCUAUUGAACUUAAAAAAGACCAAUGCAGGACAUGUUUUUAAAAGAAAUUUGAAUAGGUUUUUAGGUACUUCUUCUUAGGUUUUAUGCUACUCACUUUUAAUAUUUCAGUUUAGGAUUCUUAAUGCUAUUUUUAAUUAGGUUUAGUAUUUUAUUUUUAAUAGAGGACCCCCCUGAAAACCACUCUUAGUGAUGGAGGCCUCCUCUUUAGCCUGCGUAGCAUGGCGGUUUUGGUUGGGUGAGGGCAGAGAAACCGCGAGGAGAUUGGGGCGGAAGCAACUUGAAAAACCGCCUGCACGGACGGGGGGCUUUUUUGAGUCGGUCCGCACGCCAGCGUACGGAUCGUUCCGAUUGGUUCGGAAUGUUCGCCUGUCAAUCAAAUAUUUUGGUAAUCUCCCAUGGGAGAGUUUCGAGAGACUGAACAAAUCAUCUCCGCAACACAAAAUCAAAAUAUCUAAGAAGCGUUGACCGGAGUGUCGUCGCUCUUGAAUAUUUGACGGGAAAACAGGGCAAUUGUAUUGAAGCCUAAACAGGAAAUGGCCCUCUACAGUCUUCUUCAAAGGAGAGAUGUCAUGGAAAUUUUGUCAACAAGAUUUGGCAAGAGCAUGAUCUUUACUGUCUUUGCUAUGGCCAAAGAAGAAAUAUCCUCAUCGAAAACCUGUAUGAUCACAAUUUGCCCUCUAAAAAGUAAUAUCGACGACCAGAUAUCUGAAAUGUUGUCGCUGAGCUGUAAAGCAAUGGACCUUAUGACAGAAACAGUAAAUUUCAGUGCUUCGAGAAAGUUCACCUCAAUUUUCUCUAUUACUCGGUGUUAGAGAAUAACGCACUCCAGCGCAAUACAUCGAACGGUGUCCGCGAUUGUGGUCGAUGAAUCGCAUACGGUAGAAGAAAGACGCACAGCGUAAUUUCUCCAUUUUUUUUGCUUGGUGUAGCUUAAGUUUAAGCUACAGCUCAAAUCUGAAGAUCGCGCUAUACGUAAAAAAAAUACAACAUCCUGCAAACAACUCUUAAAAAGCCGGGCCCAGCGUCAAAACAUUCACGGACAAAGCAGUGACAAAGAAACUACAAACCAAGGCUCCUUGGUUUGUAGUUGUCCAGAUCCAGGCAUUUUAGUCGGAAAAGACCAAAGAAACUAAAAUAUUUAUUUAGCCGUAAUAAAAGCUUUUAGGCUUUAAGAGUGGUCAAAGAAAUUACUACUUUACAACUGUAUCUGAGAUCAACAAAUUCUAAUUAGCGAAAAUAACAUUAACCACAGGAAAUAAUUACUCAAUACGGAUUAAACAAACCAACUCCAUGACCUCUAAAUAAAUGUAAGACUUAGUGCAGCAAAAAUAAGAUCUACUCAGUCAAGUCUAGAACGCAAUGCAGUCACCAAUGGGCGAGAUAGCCACAAAGAAAAAAUCCGUGUUUGUUCAAGCAAACUCCAAUUCCGGCCAAGGUCACGUUUUACACUAUAUCACGAGCUUUUGUGUCGUUUUUAGGCUGUCAACACUUUACUUCUGAUUGGCUGGGAAAACUGAAACCAAACAAGUUGUCAACAGGAUGUCAAAAUGAGUUGAAGGGGGCGGCAGUUGAAAAGGCCACGAAUCCGGGCAGGCGGUUUUUAUUUUUCUCGCGGCUUCGCCGCUCGUUCUCGCGCGCUUCGCGCGCGAAUUUCGCGGCUACGCCGCUCCUGCGCCCGGCUCGACAAAACCGCCAUGCUACGCAGGCUACCUCCUCUUAAAACAAGUAUUUUUAAUUAUUAUUAUUAUUAUAAUUAUAAUUAUUAUUAUUAUUAUUAAUAUUAUUAUAAACUACUUUUGCAGCGAAGACUACAGGAUGAAAGAACUUUGUUUUCCCAAUAUUUGUGUGAUUCUGAUGAUACAGACCCAAGAUACCCCAUUCAGGCGGAGCCUCCCCGUAUAGGUCAUCACAGGGAGUACCCCCCCCCCGGAAAGGAAUAGCUUUCAUCAAUAGAAGGUAUACCAAAGCGGUGCCUUUUCUGUCAAAAUGGAAUAUAAAUGGCUAAGGUGUUGGACCUUGAAGCGAGCAUUCCGGUAUAAAACUCUGUUCAUCAAAAGCAGUGGGGUUCUAUAUAUAGCGAAGAACGUCAACCCGCCGAAUUAAGGCUUUUUCCCGACAGUUUCACUACGCCAUGCCCGGCUACCAAAUUUGUAUUUCUUAAGUUUCUUUUCUCUAUCAGAGAUGAUUGGGCAAUAAAUAUAAAUUAAGAAUUUGUUCAUGCUUAGCGUGCGUAUAUCGAGUUAUGGAUGCACGCGGGAAGUUUGGAGAGCACGAAAGAUGGGUAAGAGUAGCUCGAGGCGCAGCCGAGAGCAACUCUUGCUUUUUUUUUUUGCAUGUCUUGCUGACAUGCUUGCUUUUUGAUUAACCUGCAAAAUUCUCGUAACGAGCGACGCAGAAACACAUACGCUUCUAUUGGCUGGUCACAAACACGACACAAUCAUCGACUUUGAAGGAGUUCUUUGAAAAAGAAACUGAGAAAGAAAAUUUGCUUAUUUAUUUGUUAACGAUCAAUGGAAAUUAAGCAGAAACAAAGGUAAAAGAGUCUUAAAGUCCACCUAAAGUUAAUUAAAAAUACUCACACGUUCGUAAAAAGUCGUGGAGUAUGGGUUUGACGCGACUGAAAAGAUGUUUAUGCUUUGCUCGGCGAAAUCAAAAAAACUGUCAUUUUAGGGAAGACGACUGUCAUUUUACUUUAUAUUCAUUCACGAACAAUGACUGGUCAUUACGGCUUCUUGAGAAGACCUGGCAGCAGUUGUUUUUGUGAGUAAUAAAUUUAUGUCUCGGUUCUUGCAUAAUUUGUCUUGUUUUUGCAAGUGAAAUUUUCCUGCUUCAGUCGGAUUUUUCGGCGAUAACAGAGGUGCAUAAUUCUUCGUUCUAAAUAACUUGUUUUGUAAAGGAUAAACAAGCGUUGAAAACGGAGGACACAUUAAACAAAUUGGAUAUUUCCCGAAACAGACCAGUUUGGGUCUUUUUGUCAGUCUUUACGGCAGAGUUUUCAACGAUUCAGGCUCUAUUAUUUGCGAAACAUCUUCACCGCUUUUGCUGUUGGUUUGAGUGGCCAGAAGCUCAAUUCCAAAAAUGCUAGAAAGAUUUUCAUCAUUGCCGUAGAUUUUUGGGUACUUAGUACUUACGAUAAGGAGACGAAAAACACAGAUGAACACAUCAUCAUGAAAAAAAUCUUCAUUUACGCACGGGCGGGCGUAAAUAAAUUAAAGAUUUUGUUCAUAGCGGCUCAAUAGGACUCAUAUAGGGCAAGCACGCGCGCUAUGUUAUAACGUUCACUUCCGGUUGACGCGCGUCAUUCAAAAACGUUUUUGCUUAGGUCUCCAAGGCUACAAACGUACACUCGUGGUAAAAUUAAAAAUGACAUUCAUGUGAACCAACCUCCAACCUCGGGAAAAAGUGUAAUAAUAAACCCUGAUAUUACCUGAGAGGCAUCUGCUGAAAGUCAUUAAGCAUUCAUGCGCAAGGGCAGUAUCCUUUGUUAGUAUUUACACACUCAGUGAUCUUGGUUAUUCAAGAAAUCUGAUUGGUUCGCUAUCACGGACUAUGAUGUUAAAUUCACCGCGCUAAACGAUCAUGAUCAAUGUUAAGCAAAACAAAAUCGCUGUCGUGAACUGGGUGUUUUGCCAAAGUUUCAGAGUAAGAACUUUUUUAAAUACAAGUAUAUCCUAGUGUUGAUGAUUUUGAAGGUAAGAAAAGACUUCAUGGUGUUUAAAGAGCGUGAUUUACUGUACUUGACUUUCAUACGCUCGAAGCAAUGUUUGCCACUACAGCGGAAAACGUAAGGCCACUUUGUCGCUGUUUUGUGAACUCGCGAUUUCCUUGCGAGACCAAUUUUGUCUAGAAAUAAAAUUUUAAUUCAUGGAGAAAAAAAGGAAAGCGAAUAUUUUCGAAACUGAUACUUGCCAGCAAGUUAACAAGGCAAAGAACACUGCAGAUAAACAGCGCUCGCCUCGAUCAACAUUAACUUCGCCUUCGGCGAAUAAUAGUUAAAUAUUUUUCUGUGUUGGUCCUCCAGCCUUGAAUUCAAGUUAAAGUGGAUGAGCUGUAUUUUUGGACUCAAGCCGAGCUAGCUCAUUCUCUCUUGUUUGAAAAAGAAAUACAACAAUAAUAAAAAAAGACCCGCGGGUAAGAACCUGCAUUUUUCGGCCAAAAUGAACUGAUAGUAAAUGGCACAAAGUUAGGCUAUUUAUGUUCUUAAAGUAGGUCCUUAUUUGUGAAGACAAAAAAAAAUACAUUGCAGCUAAGAGUAUUUAGUGUGGUAUUCAACUCAUCCCCUGGGUAAAACCUGCAUAUCAUUUCAUUGCAGUUGGAGUGAUAGGGUACCUUUCAUUUGUCUCUAAAGAGGAUCCUCACGUACAGAAUAUUUUUUUGUAGAUUUUAGAAAAUAAGAACCUGAUUCAGAUUUUACGCUAAACAAGUUCUUACUCGCGUACGGUCUUUAACGUAUGCAAUCUGCAUGAGGUGGUUUAAAAAUUUAUGUUGCCAAGCUUAUAAGUUGUCGCAGAGUCAUGACACGACAAUAUCAUGCACCGGACACUUAUCUGGAAGGCUGAACAUGAAAAUCAUGCGCAACAAGAUAGAAGAACGUAAAGAAUCGACUUUUCAUGGGGAUAUAGUUACUACGAUGAACAAAGCUCAUCAAAGAUAAUUUUGUUCCCUCAACUGCACAAGAAGAGAACGAAUUCAUCGCAGAACGUUGAUUAAAAAAUGUUAAUGUGUUUACAUGGACCCCUGAAGGAACUUGAACGGCAGGCAAGGACGAAAACUAAUAAGUAAUGCUUUUGUGACCCUGAUUCUAACACCUGCGAAUGUAUGUUGUUUUUUCUAGAUUAUUGCCUUGAAUUAUUACGUAAAGUGGUGAAAAUUAAGACGUCUAUUAAUGCUUAGAAUAUUCCUUACUUCUUUAUUCUUUUAUUUUUACGCCAAAGAUCUCUCAGGAUCCGUAGACUCACGCUGAUUUUAGCUGUGUCAUCCAUGAAUUAUUUUUAGUUGAACUGAGAUAAAAUCACGUAAUAAAUGUUGAUAAAUAAGUUGUUUGUUAAUUUACAGGAUCAGUCCAUAACAACAGGCGAGUCGUACCUUCAACGACUAACUCGAAUUGGACAAACAUGGCCUUUGUUACAAGGACUGUAAUUGUGCUCAUGUGGCUUUCAUUUGGCCGUAUUGCCUCAGUGGUUUAUGCUGGUAAAUGACAUAUUUCAGGGGCACCCAACGACGGUUUCCUCCCAUAUAAAUACAUUGAAAACACUCUUUAGGCUAUCCUGAGUACUUUUAGAACUCUAGAAUAUAUUGCAUUCUAAGCGGAGCUAUAAAAUUUGUAUCUGUUCGGUCACCGUUGAGUCUUUCCGAAAUUAAAAGGGCUUCAGUUUUAUUUUACCGAAUUAAUAAUAAAGUGAUAAUUUUACUUAUUCCUGUCUUCAUCACAUUUUUGAAUCUGAAAAUUUUAGGUUUUUUAGGUUUGCCUGACCUGAAAAGUGAAAUGUAAAAAUGUACGUGAAUGGAACUGUCACCUAUAGCUGAUUUUUAGCCGUCCUAAAGUAAUAGAAAAUUCUAGGCAAUAUUUGGUUCUCCAAACAGAUAUUUUACAGAAAACAGUCGUCGGGUGCCUCUGAUAUUUAGUGGUUAUUAAGUAAGUUGAAGUAUGAACUCGAAACUUCAAGACAGGAAUAAUGGUAUUCGUGGAGAGAAAAUGAUAGGCCUUACAAGAAAUGACUUAAAUAAUCAUUUUAUCUAGGCAUAUUCCAAAAAUAUGCAUUCACUGAGCUAAGCUGUAACCGACUGAAGUGUUAAGAGAUUGAGACAAAUGAAUUAAGCAACAAUUACCAGUGAUUUGGAUAAAUCUGGCUGUGGUCGUGGCAGUUUUAAUUGAACCAAUGGGUUGCAUAAAAUACUUGCCGUUUAAACUAUAGGCUGCAUUGGCAUAGGAAAUAAACAUUUUAUAGUCUCUGUGAUUUUGAAAUUAAAUUAUUGGAAAAGGAAUCAUGAACACGUAGAUACGUAGUGGCCGGCCUUAUACUUGCAGACGCACUAUUUCCUUUAAAUGGUCUCUUCAGCAAAGACUUGUCAAGGCACUGCGAGCUCAAAACCGAUUCUUCACAUACACAGCACGAUUGCUAUAAUAUAGUAUGUUGCAGCGUAACUUAAUAACAUAGCAUAUAACUAUUCAGCCAGUUAAUUGGUACGACGUUGUCAGUUUCAUAAAGAAAAAAAAAAAAAAGAGUUAAAGUCAACGGUUUACUUAAAAAAUACAAAAAGUGCUUGACUGGAGAAUAAUUGGGAGAAAUAAAUUCUCAUACAAAGCAAAUUCUCCAAUCUUAAACAUACUAAAAAUUAAGAAAUAGAAUUUAAGCACGGCCCAAAGCUAACCUAAUUAAAUUGCAUACUUGUCACUCCCGGUUAUAUGUGUUUCAGUAAAACGAUAAUUGACAACACUACAAAAUUGACCAGCUAUUGUUACAGCUUUUGCUUAAACUUAUGUAUAUUCUUCAAUUAUUUCGACAGAGUAUUCUCAGAUAUUAAUGUUUAAAGAACCUGUAUAUGGGAAAAUAAUCCCGGGUCACGUGAUUAUGACUGAGAAAUUAGCCAAUGAAGAACAUAAUAAUCUGAUCUAACCCCUUUGUACACUUUUGUGUCCAAUAAAGAGAUCUAUGUUUUUGACAUCUCAGCGGUGAAUUUUAAAGUAGAGUGAAAGUUAUUUGCCUUUUUCAGAAAGCUCUCUAUUUUGUCUAGACUUGUGUUCCAUAGGGAACACAUGCAUCGUCAAUAUAUCUUCUCCAAAACAGCGGUUCAAUCGGUUCAGUACAAGUCUAUCUCUGUCUCAACAUUUGGUUUACUAGAUUCUGGCCUUGAAGAUUUUAGCAAACGCAACGGCUAUCUCUGUUUUCAUGGCUGUUCCAUGGGCUUGUAAGUAGUUGCUACGUAACCACAAUAUUGGAACGAGUUUUCUGUUAAUAGAAGGUAGAGUAUUUGUCUUAGAUUCUUAGUAGGUGUAAAGGCUUUCCCUCCAUAAAAAUCUUCCUAUGUGUGACAUACGUUCGGUAGUUGCGCCCUUUUCGUUAGUGUCAAGAGGCGAAGCUCUAAAGGUCAGAUACUUCCUUUACGACUAAGUUCAAGGGUCGUUUGUUGCCCGUCGCCAACUUUUACACCAAGUUUAGGGAGGAGGAAGAAAUGGAUGAAAAAGGAGGGAGUGAAGUCAUUUUCCCCUCAAAAACUAUGAAAAUCGAAAAACAACAACAACAAAAAAAUUUGAUUGUUUGGAAUACAAAGGAGGCUCAAAUGUAAAACUGUAAAAGUAGUUCCUUGCAAUUGACGUCAGUUAAGUGAUCCAAAAUACGGGACAAGACAUGCAUAUGUAUAACGUAAAAUUAUGCUUUGCAGCAGAACCUCUGCUACAGUAAUCCUUGCCCAGGGAUGAACUUCCUGCGUCAGGUAGGCUUCACGGAUAAAGGCUAUCGCCGUUUGCCGUAAUGGUUUUGAGGGAGAAACUUGUAAAGGUAUAGAGCCUUAUAAUAAUCGCUUGACUCCAGGAGUGUGGCGGGUACUCUGGAUUUCAAGUGAUUAUGGGGAUGAUGGAAUUGGGGCGAAAUCCAAAAAAUUCCGUACGGUUUCCAACACCCCCCCCCCCCCCCAAAAAAGAAUCAACGGACUAAAAAUUAACCCCCCUCCAGCUGGGCCAAACACUACAACAACAACAACAACAGUAACAACAAAAAAACAAACAGAAUUACGCGGUCGACACACGCGGGCACCUUCAGAUUGUCAAACCACCCAAGAGAAUAUUUGCCAAAUUUUCCUACCCCCCCAAAAUUUCGGAAUCGAAAAAUUCAAGCCUAAAAAUAUCCUCCGAUUCUUCCCGUCACUUAAAAUCCAGAGUAACCUCCCCCGCUCCCCUAUCCCCCUUCCGCGUGCUUGACUUUGAUACUGUCCUAUGCGUAAGCGCGGUGUUUAAGAUACGCAAUCGGAAUCCAAUUUUUUGUCUGUAUUUAUUUAAGGCCGUAGGGAACACCUAUUCAUGAAUAAAUUCAUGGAGAAAGAUUUUUCCUGUUCUACACAUCUUUUAAAAUGUAAUUGAGUUUAUCUCAGCUGUUUUAGAGGCGAUUUAGAUACCAUUUUAUCGGGGCAUUAUGGAAUAAAGUUUAGGAGAGUUGCUUUUAUUUGAAAGAUUGCGCUUUACAUAUUAGGUGCAAAUUGGAAAAACAUCAAAUUUGUUGAAGUUUGCAAAUCGAGUUGAAGACAGAAAUCAGCUGAGCAGUCUGUGAUUUCAUUAAUAAAUGAUUGGUUAAAAUAUCUCAAAACCUCUGGUGUGUCAUGACAGGAAAGAUUUUAGAUGAAACAUAUCGUUUUAAAAUGAGCAAAAUCUGUUAUUUGAUCAAAAAGUUAAACGCUAAAAGAUUUUUAAAAUACAUUUAAAACACAUUUAAAAAAGUGAACGACGUUUCGGCGCUACGUUACGCCAUUAUCAAGUUGAAAAGUGAAAAAGUAUAAGUUGUAAAACGAAUAUAUAGAAUUUGAAACAAUACAUAAAAUAUUUGCCGGUCCAGUGGGUAUAUAAUUCCCAAGGUAAGAAACACAAUAAGAGAAAAAAAAAAUGUACGAAAGUGUCACGUAAAUAGUUUGGCGCGAAUGGAGUCGGCUUGCGUGUUAAGAGAAGGCUUGAUGUCCUUUUUGUAUAACAUCUCGUAGACUAAGCAAUCAAAGUUGCUGUUAAAUUUCCUCAGAACUUUAAAAAGAUGGUCAGAGGUCAGUCUUUGUUCUGUUGUUGCCAUGCUGUGUUUCAAGGUGUUUCCCGAUGGCUGAAUAACGGUGUUCACUUAUGCGUUGAUAUAAGUGUCGGGCAGUGUACCCGACAUAAUUUGCAUCGCACAAAUCACAUUGAAAUAAGUAUACAACGCAUUGAGUGUAGACGAUCGGGGGCUUGUUUUCCUUGAAACCAAGGUUUUGUGACAGUUUUCUGCUUAUAAAGACGGGUUUUACGUUAACAUCGAUUUUGGCUCCCAGAGAAUAGAUAUCUUUGCGUACGCGAUCAGCGAUAGCUGAUUUUUCUGUUAUCCCAUAAAUAAAUAGCUAAUACCCUUUUCUAAAAGUGCUCUUUUAGAAUCCCGCUUCUGUCAUGUAUGACGAACCGCUACACUCUACAAAUAAUUUACCCUUUGCGAUGCCAGCUCGUGUAGUUCUGUAUCUGCGCCGAAUUCUUAGACAGUCGGGAAAAGUCAAAUUUUGAGACUUCCGAAGUCCAAGCAAGAUAUGUACGUUUGUAACUAUCGCGAUAAAAUUCCAUGCUUUAAGUUUUGAGAUAUCAGAUUGAGAAAGAAUAAUGCGUUAAAAGGAACACGUUUCCUGCCUUUGAAUAAACUUUUUGUGCUGCGGUAUUCUCCGUGCUAACAGGUCACGUGAACGCCUACCUUAAAGUGUAAGUUAGCCGCCUUUAUUUUAUACCGUCAGGAAAUCUCGGAAAUUUGUCGAUGUUAGUCGUUGAACUUCUUGCAUACGCUUAUUGAAGUGACAUAAAUGCAUAAAACGCCACCAAGUUGAACAUUCAUGACAAGCGUUUGCUAAGUGGAAUACCUUCUUUCUACAGUUGCGUCAUGCAGCCAUUUAAAGAAAGCCGACCCUACAGCGACAAGUGGAAAUUACGAUAUUGAUCCAGAUGGCGAGGGACAUCUGGAGCCAUUCUCAGUGUACUGUGACAUGGUAAACAAUAAUGGAGUUGGCGUUACAGUCAUCAGUCACGACAGUGAGAACAGGACUUUUGUGCAUGGAUUUGAAGCUGCAGGCAGCUACUCACGUGUCAUUCACUACACUGGGGCGAACGUAUCUCAACUGGUCAGUCUUACCGCAGUCUCGUCUCAUGGCGAGCAUUUCAUCAAGUACGAGUGUUUUAAUGCAGUGAUGUACCAGUCGAUUAUAGUAAAUUGGUGGGUAUCACGUGAUUCUACUAUGAUGACUUACUGGGGCGGAACAAAUCUCAGUUAUAAAUGCGCUUGCGGGAUGACCGACGGAUGUGCAAACCCCGGUUAUGGCUGUAACUGUGAUGCGAAUGACGGUGUAUGGUGUGAAGACAGCGGUCUCCUGACUGACAAGACCAAACUUCCGGUUAUACAGCUCAGGUUUGGAGAUACUGGUGAAGGUAACGAGGAAGGCUACCACACUCUGGGAGAAUUCAAGUGUUAUGGCACAGCAUAA
Molecule: messenger RNA, 11381 nt
Organism: Porites lobata
Lineage: Eukaryota; Metazoa; Cnidaria; Anthozoa; Scleractinia; Poritidae
Source: the annotation of a GenBank genome assembly